AUGUCCCUUGAAAUGGAAGACAGUGUGACAAUGGAUAUGACUGCAGGGUCUGUUACAAGUCAUGGUGAAUACACGAGCGAUGUUACGCAAUACAGCAAUGUUGACGAGGCAAUGAAUGCAGACGAGGAUCAAUAUCGUGCUAUACAGGUUGAAAACGAGGAAACGGAUCAUGGAGAAGUGGAUGGAACGGGUGAAGGAGCAGUAACUCAUGGUGAAGUCGUGACACAGGGCCUGCAUCGAAUUAAACGGUCCGACAGGCAUCUUAUGCAAACUCCACCUCCUCCUGAAGACUCUGAAGAUGGGGAAGAAGAGGACGACGAAGAUGAAGAGGAUGAUAAACCUGCUACUCCUCCACCUCCCCAAAAUAACCGAAAAACACCUCCCGUAGCUGCCAAUCAUAGUCCACAAAGACAGUCGAGCAGCGGCACAACUACCGCAGGAAAGGGGUCUUCACAACUGCGUACCUCGAAAAGAAACGUUGCAGAAGAGAUUUUUGGUGCAUUAGGGGCGAUAGUUGGCGUCAUUCUCGGCUUCCUCGUGCUCAUUGAACUCAUGCGAAUCAUCAGGAAUCCGAAAAAGAGUUGCAUUCUGACCCUCAUCUCCAAGAUACGGGGACGUCCACUGUUUGAGUGA
Messenger RNA from Theileria equi strain WA, 633 nucleotides. RefSeq lists its product as hypothetical. The transcript has a single exon. The record is from RefSeq and is a predicted model, not a curated record. NCBI's taxonomy places the organism in Eukaryota, Apicomplexa, Aconoidasida, Piroplasmida, Theileriidae. Bases 1 to 633 code for a protein of 210 amino acids.